UUAAUGUGUCCUUUGGAAGGACUGGGACUUGUUACUGUCAGUAACACUUGAUUUUUGGCAUUUAAAAAUGUUUCAGUUGGUAUCACUCAACGAUGAUUCCCAUGAAUAUGGAAAAAUUAAGAGGCUGUUUGAGAAGACGAUGAAAAAUUUCUACAUCCACAAAUUGCAGCGGAUCCAGAACCCAUCACUUUGGCAAGUUUUUCAGUGGCAAAAGGAACAGAUGAAGAAGCUCAAUAAGUUGAAAUGGGUGGAAGAGCGGCUGCUCUUUCAUGGGACAAAUCCAUCCCACAUACCUGCAAUCUGUGAGCAGAACUUUGACUGGAGGAUCUGUGGGACUCACGGAACAAUGUAUGGAAAAGGAAGCUACUUUGCCAGAGACGCUAGCUAUUCUCACGAGUACUGUUCCCCUCACAGUGGUCGCUACAGCAUGUUUGUAGCUCAAGUUCUUGUUGGAGACUUUGUUAAAGGAGAGCCUGAAUACCUUCGUCCUCCAUCUAGAGCCAGCAAUUCAAAUAGACUUUAUGACAGCUGCGUGGAUAACCUGACAGACCCUUCCAUCUUUGUCAUCUUUGAGAAGCACCAGAUUUAUCCUGCUUAUAUCUUGGAGUACAGCAAUGAGUUCCCAUGUGUGAUCCUGUAAUGAAUGGUGGAAUCUCCUUUGAUUUUACACUGAAUAAAUUACAUUCUAGUACAUCUUUUUUUAACAUUUGUUCAGUUUUAGUAGUAGCUUUAGAACAUUUUGUAAUGCAGUGAACCAAUAUUUUGGGGCAUAGUGUUAAAUUUUAAUCUCCACUUUAUCUCUAGCCUGGGAUGGCGAUGUGACUGCUUUGCAUACUGUCCUGGUUUGAGCUAGAAGAGAACUGAUUCUGUUCAGUGACUGCAGUUUCCAUUUAAGUCCCUUUCUUCUAAGCAACUGCACAUUCUCAUUUAAUGGCAAUUUUCGCGAUGCUUCAGGAAGAGAUGACACCUGAUGUUUAUAGUUACUACUAAGGAUUGCGAUGCAGAAAGGCUCUUCCUUAUACUUAUUCCCAUAGAAACUAAGGUCUCUGCUAAAUCUACUUUACCACCUUGAGGUAAAGUGCAGGGUCCCACUACUGGGAGAUCAGAUGAC
Dryobates pubescens (Downy woodpecker) is the source of this 1111-nucleotide messenger RNA. Its product is annotated as protein mono-ADP-ribosyltransferase PARP12-like. The transcript has 3 exons. NCBI's taxonomy places the organism in Eukaryota, Metazoa, Chordata, Aves, Piciformes, Picidae. Bases 68 to 640 code for a protein of 190 amino acids. Gene Ontology annotation, molecular function: NAD+ poly-ADP-ribosyltransferase activity. The record is from RefSeq and is a predicted model, not a curated record.